AUGAUGAAGAACAAGAAGAAGCGCAAGAUCACCUCCACGGCAUCGUCGCCACUGCCCACCACCAUUGACUCCCUUCCCGACGAUGUAGUGGCAGACAUCCUGCUCCGCCUGCCGUCCGCUGCCGCCAUCUGCCGCGCCGUCUUCGCCUCCGAGCACUGGAUCCGCGUCGCAACCUCCUCGACCUUCCUCCGCCGCCUCCGCGACAUCCACGACUACCCACUCCUGCUCGGCCACUUCGUGGCCCCCUACGGCCACCGCUUCUUCACCCCGGCUCACUUCCACCCGGCGCCCCUGCGCUCGUCGGAAUCGGACGGCGUCCUCGCUGCUAUGGUCCGCCGCGGCGACUUCUUCUUGACCCGCAUCCAGGUCGAAGGCUCCGGCGAGCACGUCCUCGAGGACUGCCGCGGCGGCCUCCUCCUCUUCUCCGACACGAGGACGCUCAGGGUGUUCGAUCCAAUGACUCACCGCGUGUCUAUUGUUGACCAGCUGCGAAGACGCGGAGGCAGAGCCGCGGACCACCGCGGCCGCACAUUGUGUUUGCUCCCAAACGGCGACGACGCUGGCGCGUUCCGUGUGAUGUCACUGCAGCACGGGAACGGCAAGAAGCUGGCUCGAUUGGAGGUGUACAACUCCUGCACCAGAGCUUGGCGCGUCCUCUCAGGAGCUGGAACAGACAAGAUACCAACCAGGAGCCACAUGGCCCAGAUCUACCGGGGACAUUAUUCACCUGCCAUGCACGCAGGCGACCGCACCUAUUGGAAGUACGCCGUUGCAGAUUCGCUUCUCUCGCUAGACACCAAGACGAUGACGUUCUCUGACAUGCGUCUCCCUCCCGGUGUGACCCGUCGGUCAGCUUAUGCCGUUGGCGAGACAGAGGAUGGCACCUGCUGCCUAGUUCAUGUCUUCAAACAGGUGCCACUAAUAUUGGAGCGACAGGUGCCACUAAUGCAAGUGUGGCGUUUCAAAUUAGGUGAUGAUGAUCAUAAGGGCAAUGGAGCUCAGAUGUGGGAGUUGGAGCGACAGGUGCCACUAAUAUUAGACUCUGUAUCAGCGUAUCUAAGUGUGGAUCAGGUCCGUGCAAUUGUCGGUGGCAUUGUGCUUCUCUGCGUCGACAACUGGUCAUCUUAUCAACAUCACAUUGCGUUUCGGCUCAAGAGCUUGAAGGUGGAAGCAGAUUUUACAUGCCGUGGACUGGCACGCCCCUUUGUGAUCAAGUAA
This is a messenger RNA of Miscanthus lutarioriparius, 1218 nucleotides long. NCBI's taxonomy places the organism in Eukaryota, Viridiplantae, Streptophyta, Magnoliopsida, Poales, Poaceae. The record is from the annotation of a GenBank genome assembly.